CUUUCUGUUUGUGGCUCUACAAGGAAAUUUCAAUCAUGGCACAAAGGAUUAUUCAUGAUGGAGCUAUGUGAAUUGGCCUAGCAUUGAUCACAACCCAAUUCUGCCUUGUCCUACAAUACUUUCCAGUGUGUGCAGACAUUAAUGAAAGGUCAGGACCAAGCAGUAAAAGGCAGAAGGAGUCAAAAAGUAGAAACAUAUAAAUAUCAGUCACAGAGGAACAUGCCUCAUUCUGUUCCAGUCCGUGGUCCCAGCUGUGUCACUAUCCAGCUGCAAUGUACACGCUCAACUUUAGAAUCAUUCCGAGCUAAACUUGGAACAAUAAUUGGGAUCAUCCUCACAGCAUCAUACAAAUAUCAACUCAUAGGAAACUGGAAGCUGGCUAUAGCAAUAAAGAUCUGCCGUACACUGUAGCCGCCUGUCCUUCUCAUGUGACCAGAACUGACUAUUCAGUUGAUUUCGGAUACAAUUUCUUGAAACCAAAAACAAACUAGUGGAUACACAGUCAUUUAUAUAGCAUUUUAUAUCAGUUUUUGCUACAUUUGUUACAUCUGAAAAUGACUCUCGCAGCCAAACUGGAAGAUAUUGAGGCAACACUGGAGCACCUGAUGAUGGAUAUGUUUAUGACGGAGGGGCGGCGAUGUCAGGUUCACCUCCUAGAUGACAGGAAGUUGGAACUUCUCGUACAGCCAAAACUGCUGGCCAAGGAGCUGCUUGAUUUAGUCGCAUCCCACUUCAACCUGAAAGAAAAAGAAUAUUUUGGGAUAGCUUUCACUGAUGAAACGGGGCAUUUGAACUGGUUACAGUUGGAUCGAAGAGUACUUGAACAUGACUUCCCCAAAAAGUCUGGUCCCGUUGUCUUAUACUUCUGUGUUAGGUUCUACAUUGAAAGCAUAUCUUAUCUAAAGGACAAUGCCACUAUUGAGCUCUUCUUCUUAAAUGCCAAGUCCUGUAUAUACAAGGAAUUGAUAGAUGUUGACAGCGAGGUUGUUUUUGAACUGGCAGCGUACAUCCUGCAGGAGGCAAAGGGAGACUUCACCAGUGAUGAACUAACAAGAACAGAUUUAAAGAAGUUGCCAGCACUUCCUACACAAGCCCUUAAAGAACACCCCUCCCUCGCUUACUGCGAGGACAGGGUUAUAGAAUAUUACAAGAAACUGAAUGGGCAGUCUAGAGGUCAAGCUAUUGUGAAUUAUAUGAGUAUUGUAGAAUCCCUUCCCACGUAUGGAGUGCAUUAUUAUGCAGUUAAGGACAAGCAAGGAAUCCCAUGGUGGUUGGGACUUAGCUACAAAGGUAUUUUCCAAUAUGACCACCAUGAUAAAGUGAAACCAAGAAAGAUCUUUCAAUGGAGACAAUUGGAAAACCUGUACUUCAGAGAAAAGAAGUUCUCGGUGGAAGUUCAUGAUCCUCGCAGGGCAUCUGUUACCAGGAGGACAUUUGGACAUGGAGGGAUCGCUGUACACACGUGGUAUGCAUGUGCUGCUCUCAUAAAGUCUAUCUGGGCUAUGGCCAUUAGCCAACACCAAUUCUAUCUGGAUAGGAAACAAAGCAAGUCCAAAAUACAUGCUGCAAGAAGCCUGAGUGAAAUUGCAAUAGACUUAACAGAGACUGGAACCUUGAAGACUUCAAAACUUGCAAACAUGGGAAGUAAAGGGAAAAUCAUCAGUGGAAGCAGUGGAAGCCUGUUGUCAUCAGGUUCCCAGGAGUCCGACAGUUCACAGUCUGCCAAGAAAGACAUGCUGGCUGCACUGAAAUCCAGGCAGGAAGCUCUGGAGGAGACACUACGGCAGCGACUGGAGGAGCUGAAGAAAAUUUGUCUACGUGAAGCGGAACUUACAGGCAAACUGCCAAGAGAGUACCCAUUAGAUCCAGGAGAAGAACCACCUACUGUUCGACGGCGAAUAGGAACCUCAUUCAAACUGGAUGAACAAAAACUACAUGUAAAAGGAGAGGAAGUGGAGUUGGAACGUCUUGAGAGAGAAUUUGCUAUUCAGUCCCAGAUUACAGAGGCAGCCCGUCGGUUGGCCAGUGACCCUCAUGUUAGCAAAAAGCUGAAGAAGCAGAGAAAGACCUCAUACCUCAAUGCACUAAAGAAACUUCAGGAGAUUGAAAACUCCAUCAAUGACUAUCGCAUCAAGUCUGGAAAGAAGCCUACACAGAGGGCAUCCUUAAUCAUAGACGAAGCUAACCUCGGCAGUGAAGACAGCUCACUUUCUGAUGCUCUUGUUCUUGAGGAUGAAGAUUCUCAGGCUCCCAGCAUCAUGUCUCCUAUGCAGUCUCCUCAUAAAGGCCUACCGCCAAGACCUCCAUCACAUGCCAGACCGCACCCUCCACAGUCACUGGAUGGACUUAGACAGUUGCACUACCAGAGAAAUGACUAUGACAAAUCUCCCAUAAAACCCAAAAUGUGGAGUGAAUCUUCCUUAGAUGAACCCUAUGAGAAAGUGAAAAAAAAAUCCUCACAUAGUCAUUCCAGCAACCACAAAAGGUUUCCUAGCACAGGCAGCUGUUCAGAAGCAGGAGGAAGUAACUCUCUGCAAAAUAGUCCUAUCCGAAACCUCCCUCACUGGAAUUCUCAGUCCAGCGUGCCAUCCACCCCAGAUUUACGAUUACGAAGCCCACAUUAUGUUCAUUCAACUAGAUCUGUGGACAUCAGCCCUACCAGACUACAUAGCUUAGCACAGCACUUUAGGCACCGCAGUUCCAGCUUGGAGUCACAAGGAAAACUUUUGGGCUCUGAAAAUGACACUGGGAGUCCAGAUUUCUACACGCCAAGGACUCGUAGCAGUAAUGGUUCCGACCCUAUGGAUGACUGCUCCUCUUGUACUAGCCAUUCCAGUUCUGAGCACUAUUACCCAGCCCAGAUGAAUCCUAACUACUCAACACUGGCUGAGGACUCUCCCUCCAAGGCCAGAGAGAGACAAAGACAUAGACACAAGUCUAAUGGGAACCUUGUAUCCUCCAAUUCAGGGAGCAUGCCCAAUCUGGCUGCUAGGAAUGGGAAUGGACACCAUGGGGUAUACCUGCAUAGUCAGAGCCAACCUUCCUCACAGUAUAGGAUCAAGGAGUAUCCUUUGUACAUUGAAGGAAGCUCAACACCUGUUGUUGUGCGAAGUCUAGAGAACGACCAAGAGGGACACUACAGUGUCAAAGCACAAUUCAAGACGUCAAACUCCUAUACUGCAGGAGGGAUGUAUAAGGAGAACUGGCAUGGGGAUGAUACUGUAGACUCUGUGAGGCUCACCCCUUCUCGUUCUCAGAUUGUAAGGACUCCAUCACUUGGCAGAGAGGGCCAUGAUAAGGGCUCAGGCAGGACUGUGGUGUCUGAUGAGCUGCGGCAGUGGUUCCACAGGUCUACCACACCCCACAAGGAGCACAACAGACUUUCACAUACUAGUUCCAACUCCUCUGACAGUGGCUCUCAAUACAGCACAUCUCAAAGCACCUUUGUGGCACACAGCAGGGUAACAAGAAUGCCUCCAAUGUGUAAAGCAACAACAGCUGCCUUACCCCAUGGUCAGAGGAGUUCAACGCCUUGUAGUGAUCUUACAGCCACUCCCCCCAGUAGCCCUCACCACAUUUUAACCUGGCAGGCUGGGACAUACCACGAUACUUGCUACCUAGACUCUGCCCUAUAUUCUGAAUUAGCUGACGUCCAGUGGUACGGACAAGAAAAAGCCAAGCCUGGGACUCUUGUGUGAACCUAUUAUCGCAAUGCCAUUUGGAGAUCACCUCACUGCCUCUCAUUUGCCUUACCCAGAUGCACUACCAUCCCACACCAGCUUCAGCGAAAAGCACUUUUCAUUUUAAAACCUACAGUUAAGGAAAAUAGUUAAAGCCCCUCCUCCUAGUACAACAUUUUCCGGAGACCCACGUUGCUACUACUGACUAUUGUGCGCCUCCUUAUCUGUGUAAAUUUACAAACUGUGAAGGACUCACUUUCCUACUCCACUGGAGUCAUUUUGUACCAGUUGGGAAUAACCUCAUCACUGCUUAAUCCCUAUAAAUAUCAUUAAAUGGAAGUGAAAAUUUAACAAUAUGGAAAUCUCAUGUUUAGGCCAACAGAGCACUAGUAAAUAAGAACGCUUUAUUUUUCCUUGGUUAUUUUAAAGAAAGGGGUUGAUAUAAAAUUUUUCUAUGUUCGUGUUCUUAUUUCCUUUAUUUUUCUUAGGUAUAAAACUGGCUAAUUGUCCAAGAAAUGUGUUCAGUUCAAUUCUAACCAAAGAUAACACAGGAUGGAGAUAACUGCUACAUAUUCAUUAACCCGUUCAUGCCACUGGUGCUGACAUGACACAUUCCAAUGUGUUGCAUACACUUUUUUUCAAUGCCACUGGGUUUAUAGAUAAAGCCAUCUUGUGUAUUGAUAUUACGGUUUCAUAAAGAUGAUAAUGCAGUUACAUUUACCAAACUAACGGUACUGCUAAUAUCCAUUACUUUGAAACUAGGAAUAAAUGACUACCAACUGGACCAGUGGGGAUUUUCUCACUUUAACAUCUAUAGCUAUUGGGGGAUCUUCUAUAUUCUAUAGUAAGAUUACCAUUGCACUUAUUAAAUGCUGCUGCCCUUAAUGCGAUAAAUUAAAGUGGUUCUCCGGCUACUAAGGUUUUUUGAAAACAUCUUUUUUUUCUUUCUGUUCUAUCUGCAACAUGUGAUGUCAGUCCAUAGCUGUAAUUGGUCACCAUUGCAGCCAAGUACUUGUCCAUGUCGAGUGAGACCCGGGAAGCAUACUAAUAGUGAUGGCAGGGCAGGCUCUCCAGAUGUUGCAAAACUUCAACUCCUAGCAUGCCUGGACAGCCGUUGGCUGUCCGGGCAUGCUGGGAGUUGAAUUUUUCUAACAUUUGGAGGGCCACGGUUUGAGGCCACUCUUGUAGGGGGAUCGGUAGGGUGUGGCUUCUUUCAUUAUUUUACAGAAUUCUGAGCUGUUUACAUGUAGUGGCUGGACAAUCCCAGUAACCCAUCCCCAAUACUUACAGCUGCUUAACUCUGGAACAUGUAUAUUGUACACUAUGCAUAGACUAGGAACAAUGCUUGGUACAGAAAAUAAUAAUAGACCUUCUCGCCCCAAUGUAUCCCUGGUAUAGAAUCCUACAUAUCAGGCAGAAGAAACCUAAAGUUUACACAUUCACUUCCUAACUGGUCAUGGAUGAGGCCUGCAUGUCACCUAAUGUUUUGGCUGACAGUGUAUGGACAGGUAGUUAUAAAUGCUGACAUCUAUAGAUCUCAUUGGGGAACUGGUGUCUGAAGUUCCAAAGUAACAUUACUUAUUACUGUAUUCAUAUAUUUGGAUUCCAAUAUUAUUCAAUAACUCCCUAGAUGAGUUUUUGUACACGACUCCCAUAGUUGCCUGCUAUGUUUAAUAGGCAACUCAACAUGUACGGACAGUGACUAUGGCAUCCUUUCUUAAUUUAGACAGGUGCUUUGGUAGCAUGGAAUACAUGGUCUAGCAUUAUUUGGUACAAAAAUAUUUUUUGUCAUGUCCAAUACCUUUAUAAUAAGUACAAGUACGUUGUGGCCAUUUGUUCUCCAGAUUGUUUACUAGCCAUCACUGAAUGCAUAAAAUAUUUAUCUGUUGUGUGGCAGCUGGCAUUGGUGUCAUAAAUUGCAAUGCCAGAACACUUCUUGUUCACAAGAUUAAUAAUGUGAGCAUUUAUUGAUGCAUCGAAUAUUUCCCAUAGCAUUGCCUGCCUGGCCUGCAAAAAUCUCCCUAUGCCAGCUAGAGAAGUCUUCUGAAGGAGAGACGUUACCCUCUCUAAUCCACCUGAAAAGCCACUCACCCACCCAACCUGCUGUACUCUUGUAUUCUGCUUAGUACUGACAAGGAACCAUGCAUCCCCCCCACCCCAAAAAAAAAAAAAAACGUCAUUGCAAAUGUGUUCUUUUGGAGGAGAUUCUGGUUUAAAUGAUUUCCAGUUCGCACAUUGGAUGUACACUAGCUCAUGGGUACAACUUAUAUUGUAUUGCUGAUAACCUAACUUUAUUUGUGAUGCACUGUACACUUCCAAGCGAGUGUUGCUCUGGUAUUACAGAGUUCAAUAUCGUAUCAGCGAUAUUUACCAAGGUGAACAACACAUUGCUCAGUGAAAGUGCCCUUAAAGAAAAGAGGAGUCAGAUAGGAAAAAUGACCUUUCCUGUCGCUGUCUGGUGCUAUACCUAUUUUAAUAGACCCUAGGUGCCAUUCCGGGAACUGAACAUAAUACAAGAAAACUUGAGAAUAAUCUAGCAAACAGCACGCUGACAAUAAUAAAGGAUGUAAGUAAACAGGAGGGUAAUAUUAAGAAGCCUCACACAUGGUGCUUAUCACAGUAACAGAAAUGGAUGUACCAUCCUAUGAUGCUUUUCUACCACAGAGUAGUGUAGUCUCUUAACUGUCCUACAGGUUUCUAAGUAGAUGACCAGAUAGAUAAUAAAAUUACUGCUAAUAAUAAUGACUUAGGCCAAAUGAGUUAGAAACCUAAGUACAAGAACAUAUGAACCUUGAUGUAACCCUACUCAAACAUUGACAGAGCUGGAUAUAUCAGUGCCCCUUAUUCAUUUAUAUGUUAAAAGGGUUGUAUAGGAUAGGGAUACAUGAUCUGAUCUUGGGGGCCAAUUUUGAGAUUGUGGAUCCCAAUCUCCUGUUAGAAUGGAGCAGCCAAACUCUGUACUCGGCUGUUUCUGCAACUCCCAUAGGGAAUGAAUAGGCUGGGGGCACCACUCCAUUCUAACUGAAGACUGGAGUCCCUGUUCUUAAGUUCAUGGGGGCAGCACAGCAGUCAGACCUCUACAAUUAGAUCAUUAUCCCCUUAUUCUGUUGAUAGGGAUAUCUUUAAAUGGCACAAUCCUUUUAGCUUUCCAAGCUUCUAAUGCUCCAUCUUCAGGAAGGUAUGCAGUAAUAUUUUUAGUGUAAAAUUAAAUCCUUCUUAAAAUUUUAGUUAUUGGAAGCCAAAAGUCUAUCCCAACAAGAGAAGCAAAGUCUUUACGAAUUGAAUGUGGUUUUUCUGGGCAUAUGCUUAGCAAAAAGCGGCAGUGGAACCAGCAGGUAGGAUAAUUACUUCUGAAACUUUGAAGAGGAUCCUGUAAUUCAGAUUUAUUACAAGCUCUAUAUAAUCUUCAUAAGAAUGCAGAAUGUUUACAAGGCCUAAUACUUCUAUUUAAAUUGAUACUGCUACCAUUGCUGGAAGCAGGGAUCCAUUGAAAUAAUGUGAAAAAAAAAAAAAAGAAUAAUUGGUAAAAAUAUAAUAGAAAUCAACUUCCUUUUGCCAUUAUUUCCUUUAAACACUGGUGAUUUUAGUAAUACUGUAUACUAAAUAAGACAUUUACAGACUUCACACUUGCAUAUACAUACACCAUUUUGUUAGGAUGUAUGGUUGGUAGUUAUUUAAAAUAAUUUAUUUCUUAUACAGUAGUUCAUUAAAAACCUGAAUUAGCUUGAAUAUCUCACAAUACUGUUACUGGGCUCGCUUACUAACUAUUAUAUACAAUUCCCUAUGCAUAGCAGACUUUACAAACCAGCCUUUAUAUUGCAUUUUCUGAAAACUGGGGUCAUUAACUCUGUUAAUAUUAAACUAAUUGUCUAGUUUUCUAGUUCUUUCAAAGUAAAGGAAUGCAGAUGUGUACACAUUUUUUUUUUUUUUACAUCCAAUCCAAUAUUUGUUUUUAUAUUUACCACCGAUUUGGUAAAGUUUCCUAAAGGACUAGAAUAUAUCAAAGAUUACACAAUAUAAUAUAUUUCAGGGAAAGUGAUUGUCUUCACUUUUGACAUUGUAAGUAGCUUCUUUUAUCUAUUUAGCAGGGGCAUGUGAUACCCAUACAUGGCUGUAAGCACUUAAUCCACUCGUCCUAUACAAUUGACUACAUACAAUACAAUAACCAUAUGCAAAACGCACAAUGCAUCAGUAAACCAUAAAGAGGUUCUCUGCUAGAUGCCUCCCUUUUUUAUUUGCAUUAUUUGGCAUGGUAAAUUAGACAGCGGUCCGUUGUCUAGCGCUUGUAUCUGGAGGACUACGAACAUCUUUUGCCAUGCAGUUCAACAUGGUACUUGCAGCAGCCACUUGCCACUGGAGUACCUAAAAAAGGGGUUGUACAGAUCCAGCAAAUCUUUAGGUCAUACCUAGUCAUACAACUAUAAUUCAAUUUCCCCUAAUAUUUCCUAAAUUACAAGUAUUAUUGUAAACGGGCAGUUCGGCAUCCCUUUUGUUGUCCCUUCCUGUGUAAUGCUAGCAUACUACUGGAUGAUUGCAAUGGGGCUUUAAUUUUAUACAACCAGUCUACCUGGUGUAUAUUAUGCUGUAAGGCAAGUUAUUUUUACUUACGAUCAUUCGAGUGUUGGAAAAUAGUAAUUACAUUUUUCUUCACCCAGUAUUAGUUUUAGUUGAGAAAAUAGCAAACCUCUUUUCAGGUGCUACCAAGAUGACCAGUUACUGCUUAGUCAACUAUGUGUAAAUUUUUACGUUUAUUAAUGUCAAUAGUUUUAAUACAAGUUGUGCAAAAAAUGAACUUUAGCUUCACCCCUUAGGAGGCAACAGAGUCGGCAAUGCCACUCAUUCACUUAAGGGAUUAAAUAAUUUAGGUUGCGCCUAAACAAGAUUAUAGAGCAUGUAAAAUUACUUUUUUUUUUUUUAUUCUGUUCAACUGUAAUCAAUGAAAAAAUAUGUAUGUUGUAGAAAAGUUGCAGAAUUUUUCAAAAGAAUUCUGCCAUUAAUUUAUUCUUUUUGUAUUAAGAAUUUGUAUAGUACCUUUACAUUUUGCAAAACAGUGUUGUUGACACUUCCUUAAUAAAGCAUUUUUAAA
This is a messenger RNA of Hyla sarda, 8766 nucleotides long. RefSeq names its product FERM domain containing 4A (gene FRMD4A). The record is from RefSeq and is a predicted model, not a curated record. Gene Ontology annotation, biological process: establishment of epithelial cell polarity. The transcript is spliced from 23 exons. Lineage: Eukaryota; Metazoa; Chordata; Amphibia; Anura; Hylidae. Gene Ontology annotation, cellular component: adherens junction; bicellular tight junction; cytoskeleton. Bases 555 to 3698 code for a protein of 1047 amino acids.